This is a messenger RNA of Moneuplotes crassus, 651 nucleotides long. NCBI's taxonomy places the organism in Eukaryota, Ciliophora, Spirotrichea, Euplotida, Euplotidae. The record is from the annotation of a GenBank genome assembly.
UUUUCAAAAUACCCGAUCUCUCAAGGGAUCAAGUUAGAGAACUUAUAAAACGGAAUCAAUGCAGGAGUCGUCUCAGUUUUAAUUCAAUGACCGAGUCUAUACUUUCCCAAAAAUAGGGUUAUUUCAGAGAAUCUAGAUGUUCAAGAAAAAUUUCGAGCAUUUAAGAGUUUAUUCAGUGUAUCAAAUUCGAAAACCAAACACUUAGAGGCCAAAAAUUCUUCAAGCAAGAGAAAAUUAACUAGGACAAAAAGCCAAAGCCCAUUUAAAAAUGAAAUUUUGAAGAAGGUUUUGCUGGAGCAGCCCCCAUCGAGCAAGGAGACGAUCCAUCUAUAAACAAAAUGGACGAUCGAAGUAGUUGAAGAGAAUUUUUUACUAAAACUUCAUGAAAGCACAACUCAAGGUUCAAGAAAUCUUUAAAGAAUUUAUUAAACCUCGUAUUGAAACGUCAUCAGAAAGCUAAAUGUCCUUCAAAACCUUUUGUGGUACUCAGACCUAGUCUUGUGAAAAGCAAGACGAGAGCUAGUGAGACUUAUAUUAUACCCUAUUCUAAUUCCUCAAGGCCUCGGGAAUUUGUUUCUCGAAACGAUUUCGUAAGCCUGAAGCCUUAUUGUACCUCUAAACCUCCGCUUUAGUUGAUAAAAAUAUAAAAAC